UCUGUUAAUACAUACGAGAGGUCAGUGCACGUCACGUAGUUAUUAUUCGGAGUUAAGAAUUUUGUGAAAAUUUAUCAAUCCCGAAGUGUAACAAGAAAGAUUUCCUGAGACUCUCUCGCGGUAAGACAUUGCGAGAAAAUACGCGGAGGUCUCAGGUAUUGCGGAUUCAAACUUGAGGACUUCUCCUCGGAAGAAGUGUUCGCGUACUUGAGUGGUAUAACGCUGUUGUAUGUAAUCGUGGUAUUGCUUUUGAAAACUUGAUUUUGUUAAGGUACAGGCGUCUCUUUGGCGUCUGUAAAGGGCAGACAGAGUGUGUGACAGGUUAUGUCAACUGGAUUGGCAGGUGCUGUUUCAAAUCAGCGGAUGAAAGGACAAACCAACAGUCAAGUGAGCAAUGGUCCCAAAGAACACCAGCAACAACCACAGACAGAACAUGCUGGUGGAGAAGAUACUGGAUUUGAUUCAUGGAGAGGAGGCAACAAUACGCAUCAUUCAAGUUAUCCAAUUGGUACUGGUGACCCAUAUAGUACUUACUAUGCAGGUACCUCAUUCCCUUAUCAAACAUUCGGUGCCGGGGAUGGUACUUGGUCAAAUGGAACAGAUCCCGUUACAUUUCUUUCCGGAUAUGGAGGUCAAAUAAGUCAUGAUGGAUAUAGCAUGGAUGGAAUGUUCUCUGCUAGUGCAGGAGGUGGUUUUAGUACAUUUGGUCAGCCUACUUUCAAUUAUUUUCAUGGAAAUGGUGAUUUUAGUGCUUGGGGCACUCCAAGAAAGACACGUUACGAGGAUUAUUAUCAAGCUCCACGUGGAAAUGAAAAUUAUCCAACACCUAGUAAUACCGAAAUUAAGGCUAUUGAACAAAGUGUACAGGGGUUGUCUCUUGGAAGUGGAGAGGUACCACGGCAAGAACAGCAAACUACAUCUACUCAACCGAUUAAACCAGAACCAAAGGAGCCUAGAAAAAUAACAUGGGCCAGUGUAGCAAGCCAACCAGCCAAACCAGUACCUCCGCUAUCAUCUUCCCAAGGAAUGAGAAAGAAGGCUGGCAUGCCUCCACCACCUAUUGUGCCUGGAAAGCAUAAUAUGGACAUUGGAACAUGGGGUGAAGGUAAAUCAUCUGCUCCUCCUCCAACAGCACCACCACCGCCUCAGGUACAACCUCCUGUUCCACCACCUCCACCACUAGUUCAAAGGCAAAGACCUCCUCCUCCUCCAUGUUGGAAUAGACAGCCUACAACGCCUCCAUCACCUCCACAAUCACAAAUUCAUAUGCCGCCACAACAACAUCAACACCAACAGCAACAACACCAUCAACAGCAACAACAACAGCCGCCGCCACAACAACAUCAACAACAUCCGCAGCAACAUUCGCAACCACAUCCACAGCAGCAUCAGCAGCAACAGCAGCAACAGCAAUUACAGCAGCAGCAGCAACAUCAACAACAACAACAACAACAACAGCAGCAGCAGCAGCAGCAGAUUGUACAAUCGCAAUCUCAUCCUGUUUUGGAUGAACUGAAAGUGAAAAAUGAUUAUAAUCCUACAGAAUUUGAUCAAACUGCUCCAGGAGCUAGGUUUUUUGUUAUUAAAUCUUAUUCCGAAGAUGAUAUUCAUAGAUCCAUUAAAUAUGAAAUUUGGUGCAGUACUGAACAUGGUAACAAAAGAUUAGAUCAAGCAUACAGAGAAGCCAGUCGUGAAGGUGCACCUUUAUACUUGUUCUUUUCUGUGAACGGAUCUGGUCAUUUUUGUGGUAUGGCACAAAUGGUGUCGCCUGUUGAUUAUCAGAGUAACAGUUCUGUUUGGUCUCAAGAUAAAUGGAAAGGUCAAUUCCGUGUACGUUGGAUUUAUGUAAAGGAUGUUCCUAAUGUGCAACUUCGUCACAUUAAACUAGAAAACAAUGAGAAUAAACCGGUAACUAAUUCGAGGGAUGCACAGGAAGUCCCUCAUGCAAAAGGGGUGACAGUGUUACGUAUAUUGCAUACGUAUCGGCACUCGACGAGUAUCUUUGAUGACUUUGGACAUUAUGAACGCAAGCAGGCCGAAGACGACCAGCGUAAAGCACCGCCAAAUGCUAUACCACAUCAUCACUCUUCCAAUCAUAGAAAUAGGGGACAUACAGAUAUGCCAAGAGAACAUCAUCUCCAUCAACCGCACUUGCAUCAUCAACGCAAAGAUCGAGAUGGUGGUCGCGGCAGAGGCAGAGGAGGUUCGCGGCAGUAGCGGUGGAUACAACAAAAAUAUACUAUUAUCCAAGAUAGUAAUCAUCAUAAAGGAAGCACGCUACGACUAAUUAUCGUCUUACUACUUACCUUUGCUUUCGUGGAUACACAAAGGGCUUCUAAUUCCUGUGACCGAACUCUCACCAUUGAGACUAUCUCCUUCUGUUAAAUAAUCAACUUGUAUGAUAAUUAGCGUCGCGUCGGCAUCAUAAAUAUUAUCUAAUUAUACCUACUAUGAAGAGGAACAUAAUUCACUUUCACGGGAUAUCGAGUAAACUUGCUGACAGUUAAGCAUAUAGUGUGGUGUUGCGUGCUAUUCGUCGAAAAGGUGUUUCUUAAACGUACAAAUUAAAAAUGAAAGAAAAAAAAUGAAAUAUGGAAGAAGAAAAACUGUAACAUGUGGACUAAUCCCUUGUAAAAUGCUUAAACUUUUGUUGAUAAUGAAAAAAAAUCUAUGCGAGAACAAUAUUGUAAGCAAGUGUCAUUUAAAUCAAUUACUAUUUUAAACUUCAAUGGACAUAUAACCUGGUGCCUGUGACUGAAAGGACUCUCACACCUUUCUUUGUUAAAAAGGUGCAAGGGCUUAUUACAACAUUUUAAGUUUAUUUGUAACAAUUAUGCUUGAUCAUUGGAUAUAUAGUAACGUAUAUGAUGACGAAUAUUAUUCUACUAUUUGAUGAAAAUUUCAAUGAGAUAUAACUCCUAUUGUUAAAAUUAUCCGUUGUUUCACUUCUUUUUUUUCACUAUUUACUAUAUUCUCUUUGUCUUAAUUUCAAAAUUCUUCAAAUUUAAAUUUCUAUUUUUACGGAACUAUACGUAGAAAAUUGAAUAUUAAUAUAAAACAAAAACUGCUUAUCUAAUGUGAAAUUAGCAAACUAAAACGAAAGAUAGAUUUUAUCAUAGAUUCGUACUAUGUAAUAAUGAACCUAGGGUGUGAUUUUGAGUUAUUAAACAAAAUUGUACAAAAAAUUAUGAAUUACAUGCAAUGUAAUGCAACAUUGUUUAAUCAAGGCGUGCUUAUUAAGAGGAUUACUUUUCUGCAUAAACAAUUGAAGGAUAACAAAAAGGUACCUAAAUCAUGUGCAGUUGAAGUCUCUUUCCUUGAUUCUAUGUUGUGAAUAUCGCAAAAGUGGAACACAUCUUAUUAAAGUAAUAUAUCAACGUUAAAAAUUUGUGGCUGAUAUUUUUAAAUUACAUCUCAUUUGUAGUUUAAGAGAAAUACAAUUGUUCAAGAGGUGAA
Megalopta genalis is the source of this 3456-nucleotide messenger RNA. NCBI's taxonomy places the organism in Eukaryota, Metazoa, Arthropoda, Insecta, Hymenoptera, Halictidae. The record is from RefSeq and is a predicted model, not a curated record.